GAGAGCGAGGUGGCUGCCUGUUGGAGGAGUCUUUAGAGAAGAUCCUGUGGCCACAGGGUCCUGCAGAGCACAAGCGAGACCCCAAUUAUUUCUCCAGCUGUGUUCGGCCAAACUCUCUGGUCUUUCAGAGCCGUCUUCCUAGACAAGGCUUGGGAUUCUCACCCACCGCUGAACGAGUCAUGAAGAAGCAGUUUGUGGUGCUGGGCUUGUUGGCUGUGGUUCUGGUACUGGUCGUCAUCGUCGGUCUUUGCUUCUGGCUGCCCUCCACCUCCACGAAGCCCAGCCACGUGUAUGCCAGGGCGGCUGUGGCCGCUGAUGCCCUGCGCUGCUCGGAGAUUGGGAGGGAUGUGCUGCUGGACGGCGGCUCAGCGGUGGACGCGGCUAUCGCAGGCCUGCUCUGCACUGGUCUCAUGAACCCUCACAGCAUGGGCAUUGGCGGCGGCCUGUUCCUCACCAUCUAUGAUAGCUCCACGGGGAAAGCUGAGAUUAUCAACGCCCGAGAAGUGGCACCCAGGCUGGCUUACACCAGCAUGUUCAAUAGCUCGGAGGAUUCUGAGAAAGGCGGGAUGUCAGUGGCAGUUCCUGGUGAGAUCCGCUGCUACGAGCUGGCGCACCGGCGACACGGGCGGCUGCCUUGGCACCGCCUCUUCCAGCCUAGCAUCCGGCUGGCCCGAGAGGGCUUCCCUGUGGGCAAGGGCUUGGCGGGAGCCCUGAACCGAACACGGGCCGUCAUCGAGCAGUCUCCUGCCCUGUGUGAGAUUUUCUGCCGGGAUGGGAAGGUGCUUCAGGAGGGGGAAACAGUGACUAUGCAACGGCUGGCCAACACCUAUGAGACGCUGGCCCGAGAGGGGGCCCAGGCCUUCUACAACGGGAGCCUCACAGCCCAGAUCGUGAAGGACAUCCGGGAGGCUGGGGGCAUCAUGACGACCGAGGACCUGAACAACUACCGUGCUGAGCUGCUCGAGCACCCGCUGAACAUCAGCCUCGGGGACUCGGUGCUGUACGUGCCCAGUGCCCCACUCAGUGGGCCUGUGCUGGUCCUCAUCCUCAACAUCCUCAAGGGAUACAACUUCUCCCCGGCAAGUGUGGGCACCCCUGAGCAGAAGGCCCUGACGUACCACCGCAUCGUGGAGGCGUUCCGCUUCGCCUAUGCCAAGAGGACCCUGCUUGGGGACCCCAAGUUUGUUGAUGUGUCUAAGGUGAUCCACAACAUGAGCUCCGAGUUCUUCGCAGCCCAGCUUCGAGCCCGGAUCUCUGACAACACCACGUACCCAGUCUCCUACUAUGAGCCCGAAUACUACGCACCUAACGAUGGGGGCACCGCUCACCUGUCUGUGGUCUCGGAGGAUGGCAGUGCUGUGUCUGCCACCAGCACCAUCAACCUCUAGUAGGGGUCGUGAGGCUGCUGGGUGAUUUCCCAAGUCAGUGGCAUCCUGUUCAACAAUGAGAUGGACGACUUCAGCUCUCCCAACAUCACCAACCAGUUCGGGGUGUCCCCUUCGCCGGCCAAUUUCAUUGAGCCAGGGAAGCAGCCACUCUCGUCCAUGUGUCCGUCGAUCAUUGUGGGCAAGGACGGCAAGGUCCAGAUGGUGGUGGGAGCCUCUGGCGGCACGCAGAUCACCACAGCUACUGCGCUGACCAUCAUCCAUAACCUCUGGUUUGGCUACGAUGUGGAGCGGGCUGUGGAGGAACCCCGGCUGCACAAUCAGCUGCUGCCUAAUGUCACAACCCUGGAGAAAGACGUUGACGAGGCAGUGGCUGCAGGCUUGAAGACCCGGCACCACGAAACCGAGGUCACCCCCACCUUCAUCGCUGUGGUCCAGGCUAUCGUUCGAACAGCCAGCGGCUGGGCAGCGGCCUCGGACUCCAGGAAAGGCGGGGAGCCGGCCGGCUACUGAGUGCCCACUCCGGAUAAACCAAGACUGGCCAGCAACCCAGGGACAAGAUACCAGGCGCUAGAGUGGGGCUCCGGGGACGGGCUCUCGCGAUGCGUGGCAGAGCAGCAUAAUAAAUGGGGCCACCGUGCCACACUCUGGGCAGCCUACAGGCCAGGUUCUCUCCUCCCUGGCCGUCAGUGUCCUGUAUGUGAAACAG
Molecule: messenger RNA, 2094 nt
Organism: Fukomys damarensis (Damara mole-rat)
Lineage: Eukaryota; Metazoa; Chordata; Mammalia; Rodentia; Bathyergidae
Gene: Ggt1
Product: gamma-glutamyltransferase 1
Exons: 13
Biological process (GO): peptide modification; regulation of inflammatory response; glutathione catabolic process
Cellular component (GO): plasma membrane
Molecular function (GO): glutathione gamma-glutamate hydrolase
Source: RefSeq, a predicted model, not a curated record